AUGGCACCAACUGUUCGCACCCACACGCAGACGAGACGCGGCAACCGUGCUGGAUACCAGGAGCACGAUGACUUCGAGGGUCUCCCGGUUCGACAAUGGCGUCAGGAGUGGGUGAGCAUCGCACCUCCACCCCCGGUCGAGACGACGCAGAAGAACGAUGUUUGGGCCAUUGAGCUACCUCACGGCAUGCCCAAGGACUCGAACCUGCUCCCCACGCACACCCAGGAGCUCCUCAGGGCCGCCCGCUCUGGCCGACUCUAUAAGCGGCCUGCCCCCGCCGAGGAGGAAGAAGCCGAGGCCGACGCCGCCCCCGAGAAGCCUGACAAGAAAGAGGAGGACCCCGCCGCCCAGGGCUUCAUGGUCAAGGUCUGGAAACAGAUCCCCCGCAACGCUGAGGGCCCGACCAUCUCCCACCUAGCCAAGAGGAGGAAAGGCACCGUGACUCUGUCCUCCGACCUGCCCGCCGGCGCCCCGUCUGGCCCAACCGUGACCAAGGCGACCGUGCGCCGCAUCGACGCUGCCGGGAACCCGUACACCCAGACCGUCACUCUGGCCGAAGGUCAAUCUGUGGACGGCGAGAUCAUAUCGACCACCGUUGUGGCCGCUCCCAACGUCCAUGCAAAUCCCGAGAAUGCUGCCGCGACCCCGGUUCGGAGACGGCCUCCUCCGCCCAAGAGGAAAGCAAAGGGCCCAGGAAGGGGUCGCAAGAAGAAGCUGCCUUUGCCCCUGCCUGCGCGGCCCGAUGGCGCCGGUGUCUCUGGUGCUGAGGGAGCUGAGGGUGGUGUGAAACCGGAAGGAGCAGCUGAUGGCAUCAAACAAGAAGGUGACAAUGACGAUUCAAAGAACCAAGACAGCGAGAUGGCUGAUGGCGAUGACGACGAGGAGGGCGACGACGACGGGGAUGACGGAGAUGAGGGCGAGGAGGGCGAUGAAGACGAGGGUGACGUCCCUGAUAGCGAGAAGGGAACGCCGGCCGGCAAGGAAAGCAGCGUUGACCAGGAGAUUAAGGAUUCUCCCUCGGUUGAGCCAUUCGCAAUUACAGCACCAGCUGUUGACCCGGAUGCCAUGGAUAUCUCCACCGACGAGUCUCCGUCAGGGGCCGACCAGGUGCAGCCCCUGAACACCAGCAUCCCUCCUAUUCAACCACCUCCACACCUGACCCCAUCUCGGAUAGAAGGAAGUCCUCUGAAGGUUGUUUCGAUGCCCUCGCCUACCGAAAUAGCAGCUACGCACAUACCACCAGUGCCCGCUACCGAAGAUCCGGAGCCCAGUGUUCCUGACGUACAAUCGGCGAUGGUAUCUGACGCAAUGCCAGCCCCUGCUGAACCCGUCGAGGAGACACUGCCUCCUGUCCCAGCAGAGCCUGCGCCCCAGAAACCGCAGGAAGCACAGGCAAUACUGGAGACACAGGAAGUCCAACCCGCUCCGGAGACAGCCGUCAUUGAAACCGAAGCACCAGCCGAUGUUGAGAUGGCAGACAGUACCCCAACACAAGAUGCCCCGGUACACGAGGAAUCUAUCGUGGAAACCAAGAUAUUGUCGAGCACAGAAACAGAUGCAGGCCGCGCCGUCGUAGAAGAGAUCGUCGAAACAACAACGAUCCCGCUGAAGGAUGAAGUCCCAGCUGCCGAGGUUCCUCUAGUCGAAGAGACCACUGUUGUUUCAGAAACGCAAGCACCCCCUACUAUUGAGGAAGCACCCAAGGCACCAUCUCCGAUUGUCGAAGAGCCUGAACAGCCUGUCAGUAUCGUUGAGGACCUGGCUCCACAGACCACAUCCGACCAGAUCAUGGAGGAGACUUCCGAGCCGGCUCCUGAAACAGCUCCUGAGCAGCCACCACCGACUGUGGCCCAAAUUACCGAGCUGACAGAGCAUUCUACCCUGCCUGCUCUCGAUGCGCCUGCGCCAGUAGAUAAGCCUGCCCUGUCAUUACCUCCCUUGAACCCCGUUCAGACCGGAGCGGCGGCUUCUUUGUUGAUCGCUGAAGAACGUGAGCCAGAGAGCCCUGAUCUGCUGGGGGGCUUGGAGGCUGCGCUGGAUCGACACAGCGAAUCGAAAACCGAACCUGGCCCGGCUGAAUCUGUUGCGGAAUCUACGGCUGACCCUAUUGUUGAGCCUGCCGCCGAGCGUGCUGCCGAGUCUGCUGCUGAGCCUGCUGCCGAGCCUAUUGUCGAGCCUGCUGCUGAACCUACUGUCGAGCCUACUGCUGAAGCUGCUUCUGAGCCUGCUGUUGAGCCUGCUGGCGUAUCAGCUGCUGAGCCUUCUACAGAGGCUGCCGCUGAGCCAACCACGGUUCCCGCAGCAUCUGUGCCUGAUGUCGAGGCAACCUCACUACAGGAAGAGGAGAAGGUCCCUGAAGCGAAGCCGGAAGAAACGACCGGAUAG
This is a messenger RNA of Neoarthrinium moseri, 2385 nucleotides long. RefSeq lists its product as uncharacterized. The coding region runs from base 1 to 2385 and encodes 794 amino acids. NCBI's taxonomy places the organism in Eukaryota, Fungi, Ascomycota, Sordariomycetes, Amphisphaeriales, Apiosporaceae. The transcript has 3 exons. The record is from RefSeq and is a predicted model, not a curated record.